AUGUGGGCCUUCAGAAGGACCUUGCUGCAUGUUUUGAAGACCUACCACCCAGACUACGAACUGGAGGAUCUGCAGUCAUUGGUCUACGUGGUUGUCAAGGGCUAUGUACCAGAGUCGCCGCAGACGACAAUGACGCAGCUGACGAACACCUCCCUCAGGACGAACAACUCCUCCACCUCCAGCCUUCAGAAGAAGGUUCCAGCAGGUCGCCGUACCAGCACGAUGGUUGAUUGCCCGAGCCUGGACUUGAGCGCCUUCCAGCGCUUGAGGCGUCAGGAGUUGGAUGGGGGCGCGGCCAACGCGACCUUCCCCCGGGACCUCUUGAAGCUGCGCACGGCGUUGCGCAGCGAGGAGCUCCAGGUGCUCUUCUCCGACGCGGUGAAGACGAAGGACCCCGAGGAGUUCUAUGUGCCAUCGGGGCGCGUGGCCAAGUGGCUCGAGUUUGUCCCGGCCAUUGUCAUCACUUUGAACUCCUUGAGCUUCGCCUUCCAAGAGGCGGUGCCCGGGGACGCUGCCUGGGAGAUCGUGGAAUCAUGCUUCAUGGCAUUUUACUUUUUGGAGGCCAGCGUGAAGUUGUACCUCAUGGGCUGCCGCGGCUACUUCCGCGGCCCCGAGGGGGCCUGGAACUCCUUCGACUUCUUCUGCCUGCUGACCUCGCUCUUCGACUUUGGCGUCACUCAGGCGGUGUUCCUGAUGGGCGCCAGCAGCUCGGUGGACCUAAGCGUCCUGAUGCUGCUGAAGAUGCUGCGGCUGGCGCGCCUCUUUCGGCUGAUCCGGGCGCUGAGGUACUCCAUCUUCCGAGAGCUGAAUAUGAUGGUCAUGGGUGUCGUUUCCGGCAUCCGUGUCUUGAUUUGGGCGAUCAUUCUCCUCUUUGUCUUCAUCUACAUCGUUGGAGUUGCCCUCAACAAGCUGAUAGGCGAGGACGAGGAGGAGUUUGGCUCGCUGGUCGCGGCCAUGUUCACGCUCUUCCGCUGCUUCACGGACGGCUGCGCGGCCUACGAUGGCACGCCCUUGCAGGAGAGGCUGCGGAAGAAGUACGGCAUGGUCUUCUUCAUGGGCUACAUCUUAGUGUUUAUGCUGGUCACCGUGGGAAUUUUCAAUCUCAUCAUGGCGAUAUUCAUCGAUAACGUCAUGACGAGCCAACUCGAAAGAAAGCAGAGGGAUUUGUCGGAGACGGCGAGUACCACGGAGCUCGCGCUCAAGGAGGUCCUCUGCAGGCUGCUGGUGAAGACCGAUUCGCUGGUGCCCGCCGAGACUGAGGAGUCCAUGCGCACUUUGGACUCGGCCCGCCUGAGCCGACAGGCGCGCGUGCGGGCCAAGUUCGACUGCCUGCUCGAGGCUGAUGUGGCCCGGAGCUCAGAUCUCCGCAGCCAUUUUUGGUUAACGACAGCGCGAGCCAUGACGCACACGCUGAAGGAGAAGGCGCUCUCUCCGGGCUCGCAGAAUACCAAGAGGGAGAGGGCGGCCCAGAUCCGGAAGAGCUUCCAGCGGCCCAAGUUCUGGGUCAUGGGCUUCGGCUGGUGUCUGGCGGCCUGCGCCGGUGCUGCCAACGUCAUCGCCUUAAAGAGCUGGAACUUGUAUGCGUCCCACGUGACGGGCAGCACGUCCGCCAUGGCCUUCCGCUUGGAGGGGUACCACCAGGGGGAGUUCGGUUCGGAGACUUUCCGCGAGGCCUUCUUCCUAGUCUUCUCGUUUCUGGUGGGCGCCUACACGUGCGGCCUGCUCAUUGACAAGAACCAGGUGCACUUUGGAGGGAAGUCCUUCUACGGCCUGGCCCUGCUUAUGAACUCCUGCCUCCUCGUCGAGGCCGCGUUCAUCCCUGGCAGGCUGCUCCCGGCGUGCCUGGUUGCGGGCGCCUGCGGCUUGCAGAACGCCAUGUGCACCUCUCACUUCGGCGCCAUCGUCCGAACCACGCACGUCACAGGCACGGUCACCGACAUCGGGUCCACGCUGGGCCGCAUCAGCAUGAUCUACCUCCGCAAGGGCUGCCGGCGCUCCCGCUUGGACGACAUCGAGCGCGCUGAGGUGGGUGUGGACGCGCGGAAGCUCGCGGUGCUCUUCGGGCUCUGGAGCUUCUACUUUGUGGGCGGGCUGGUGGGGAUCUACAUGGAGAACCUCAUCCCCGGGCCUCCGACGCGUGCGCUGCUGGUGCCGGCCUUCUUCACGGGCAGCCUGGGGCUCUUCUACGUGGCCUUCCGACAGCUGCUCAAGGAAGCGUUGAUGGACUACAUCAAGAGAUUGGAGGAGGCGCGACUCCAAUCGCAUCUGCAGGAAGCCCAAGAGGCCAUCGCCCACAUGGGAACUCAUUUGCAGAGCCUGGAGAAUGGCGACCUGAUGGAGUUGGAUAAGGAGAUGGGCCAGAUGAUGGAGGCCUUGCACGAGGUGUCACAGGAUUUCGACCAGAUCCGAAGCCAGAGCCGAGUCCUGGAUCGCAAGGGCACUUCCUGCAGCAGACUGAGCCAGCCAAGCCAUUUAUCUGCAGACGUCACCGAGAACGCGUCCCAAUCCAGGAGUCAGCACGAUGGAUUUUGCGCCUCCAGGGCGCUUAGGCCGUUUUUCGGGGGUUGCUGA
Effrenium voratum is the source of this 2571-nucleotide messenger RNA. Lineage: Eukaryota; Dinophyceae; Suessiales; Symbiodiniaceae. The record is from the annotation of a GenBank genome assembly.